Molecule: messenger RNA, 859 nt
Organism: Coregonus clupeaformis (lake whitefish)
Lineage: Eukaryota; Metazoa; Chordata; Actinopteri; Salmoniformes; Salmonidae
Product: stress-associated endoplasmic reticulum protein 1
Exons: 3
Coding region: 116-316 (66 amino acids)
Biological process (GO): endoplasmic reticulum unfolded protein response
Cellular component (GO): endoplasmic reticulum
Source: RefSeq, a predicted model, not a curated record
GCACUGCUUUUAUUCUUCCUUUUGAAAAACUGGGUACUCUAGACUAGAGCCAGCAGUACAUCACUCACAUUCCUAAUUUGUUGUAAAAAUUAAUAAUAACCUACUUAUUUGGAAGAUGGUCGCCAAACAGAGGAUUCGUAUGGCCAACGAAAAACACAGCAAGAAUAUCACGCAAAGAGGCAACGUAGCCAAGUCCACGAGAAACCCUCAGGAUGAUAAGGUGGCCGUGGGACCCUGGCUGUUGGCGCUCUUCAUCUUUGUGGUGUGUGGAUCAGCUAUCUUCCAGAUAAUUCAGAGCAUUCGAAUGGGCAUGUAGGAUGACAUGUUCACCCCGUCCAUUCCACUCAGUAUCUGUCCAACCAAGAAACACCUCUGUCUCCGCUCUAUGACGUCCCAUUAUCCUUCACUCAAUAUUCUCAGUCUUCUUAAGCUGCACAAAGCUAGGCCAAGGACGAUGAGCCACUGUCUUGCACUUUUAGUGACUUUUUGUUCUUAACUUUUCUUAUUUUGUUUCAACCUUUUCUAUAUUAUUUGUCUUUCUGGUUACUUUUGGCAAGCUCUAUCAAGUCAUUCCUUCCUUGUGCCUUAAAUGAUAAAGGUGAACACUUUCCAGCACAAAAAAAGCCAUAAGGUUCAUUCCAAUAGUGGGUUUUCUGAAAUAAUAAGGUAAUGUGUUCUGUCAAUCUCAGGCAAGUUGGCCAUCUUGUGGAAUCAUGAGCUCUGUUUCUGUUUUUUUUUUGGAAGUCUUAUUUGCCACCACUUUGUUGUAAUUUUUGUGUAAUAUGAACAAUACAAUUUCCACUUUAAUUUAGUAUAUUGAAAGAAAUUAAUUUAAUAAAAGAUGAUAAUUGGUACAUUA